Molecule: messenger RNA, 1467 nt
Organism: Oppiella nova
Lineage: Eukaryota; Metazoa; Arthropoda; Arachnida; Sarcoptiformes; Oppiidae
Source: the annotation of a GenBank genome assembly
AUGACGGAUGCAACUGCUGGCAAAAUCCCUCACGUUCUGGUGAUUAUGGAUGGUGUGGGUCAUCGUGAAGCGGUCGAAGAUAAUGCGUUUUUAGCAGCAAAAACGCCAAAUCUAACCAUGAUGCAAGAAAAGCAUCCGCAUAGUUUAAUUUCAGGUUCAGGUGAAGAUGUCGGUUUGCCAGAUGGGCAAAUGGGUAACUCAGAAGUUGGUCAUAUGAACUUGGGUGCAGGUCGUGUGCUGUAUCAAGAUUUUACUCGUAUUACCAAAGACAUCCGUACAGGCGAUUUUUUCGAGCAUGAAGUUCUGAUUGAUGCGGUAGAAAAAGCCAAAGCGGCAAAUGGUGCAUUACACAUCAUGGGAUUGUUGUCAGAGGGUGGUGUCCACUCUCAUCAAGACCAUAUUAUUGCGAUGUGUGAGCUUGCCUUGAAGCGUGGGGCAAAAGUCUAUUUACAUGCGUUCUUAGAUGGUCGUGAUACACCACCACGGAGUGCAAAACCUUCUUUAGAAAAACUCGAUGCGGUAUUUGCACAAUAUCCAAAUCAAGGCCGUAUUGCCACGAUGAUUGGACGUUACUUUGCCAUGGAUCGUGAUAAUCGUUGGGAUCGUGUGGAACAAGCUUACCGUCUGAUGACUGAAGGAGAAGCUUUACGUGUUGUUGAUUCAGCUGUUGAAGGCAAAACGCAGUUACGUAUUGCUGAAACAGAAAAAUACGCUCAUGUGACUUUCUUCUUUAGUGGUGGUCGUGAAGAUGAAUAUCCAGGUGAAAAACGGAUCCUAAUCCCAUCACCUAAAGUGGCGACCUAUGAUUUACAACCAGAAAUGAGCGCACCAGAAGUUACCGACAAGCUGGUUGAUGCGAUCAAUUCAGGCGAGUUUGACCUUUUGGUGGUGAACUAUGCCAAUGGUGAUAUGGUGGGUCAUACUGGCGUGUUUGAGGCUGCUGUGAAAGCAGUUGAAGCGGUUGAUAUAAGCCUUGGUCGUUUAUAUGAAGCUGUAAUGGCAAAGCAUGGUCACAUGCUGAUUACCGCUGAUCAUGGUAAUGUCGAGCAAAUGCAGGAUUAUUUGCAACUGAAUGAAAAAAGCCCAGCAAUCACGAUGGUCAGAAAUCGAAAAUUAGAAGUGGCGGAUAUAGAGCCGGUUAUGUUGCAUAAUCAGGUUUUGGUUCUUAAAGUCAAAGUCUUUCAACAAGAUACGGCCAAUGAAAUUAAACGUUUAAUUGAAGAAUAUAGCACUCAAAAAGUAAAAGCCGUGUUGUUCGAUUUGCGCAAUAACCCCGGUGGUUUACUCUCAGCGGCUGUUGAAACGGCUGAUCUGUUUUUAACUCAGGGAACGAUUGUUUCUACCAAAAGCCGUUCAGAAGGCAAUCAACAAUUCCAAGCCUUACCGGGUGAUGAGUCGUCCAAUACCAAAUUAGGAGGCGUUCUACCCUCCCUCCCCAACGACAACAUCCAUAUCGCCACGCUGUAA